GGCAUGUCGGGAGUGGUGACGUGUGUGAGAGAGCUUUGCAGCCCUGAGAGCUUCCCCGCAGCAGUGCCCCCAAGCCAGGGACCCUGGCGCUAUGAGCUUCCCCACAGCAGUGCCCUCAAGCCAGGGACUCCCGGUGCUGCGAGCUUCCCCCCAGCAGUGCCCCCAAACUGGGGUCCCCAAUGCUGCCAGCUUCCUCCCAGCAGUGCCCCCAAGCCAGGGAUGCCGGUGCUGUGAGCUUCCCCACAUGGUGUCCCCGGUGCUGCCAGCUUCCCCACAGCAGUGCCCCCAGCACUGCAAGCUCCCCCACAGCAGUGCCCCCAAGUCGGGGACCCUGGCACUGUGAGCUUCCCCACAGCAGUGCCCCCAGCCGGGGACCCCAGUGCUGCAAACUUUCUCAUGGCAGUGCCUCCAGCCGGGGACCCCAGCGCUGUGAGCUUCCCCACAGCAGUGUCCAGCCAGGCCCUUUGAGCUGUGUGGGGAGCUGAAGGGGUUAACAGCUCAUGUGUGUCGAGAGCCCCCAGCCCCCUCCCCCUGAAUUCUGACAUUCCCUGCCCAGGAAUCCUGGAGCCGCCCGCCCCUGCAGAGAGGGAGAGACACCCAGAGAAGGGAAGGGGUUGGACCAUGUCGGAGAUCUACAGUGAGGUGGCCGGGGACGAGCCCCCCAGCGACAGCUUCUGGAUGCCGAACCGGUACCAGCGCACGGUGCGGCGGCUGGAGGAGGGGUCCCAGGUCUGCGACCAGCUGGUCGGCUGCUUCCGGGACCGGGCGCGGAUCGAAGGCAGCUACGCCCGGCACAUGGGGGCCUGGGUGCAGAAGUGGCGCCCCCUGGUGGAUGCGAGCCCCCUGUACGGCUCGGUGCGCCGGGCCUGGCAGGCCUUCCUGGACUCCACGGAGCGGCUGAGCCGGCUGCACCGGGAGACGCAGCGGGCGCUGGUGGCGGAGGAGCUGGCCCGCGUGCGGGGCUGGCAGCGGGAGAAUUACCACCGCAAGCUGCUGGGCAGGUUCCGCGAGGCCCGCGAGCUGGAGAGCGGCUUCCGGCGCGCCCAGAAACCCUGGGCCCGCCGCCUGCACAAGGUGGAGAAGGCCAAAGCCUCGUACCACCGGGCCUGCCGCAAGGAGCACGUGGCCGCGGGGCGGGAGCAGCUGGCCCCGGGGGGCCCCCCGCUGGCCCCCGACCGCCAGCGGGCCCUGCGGGAGGAGCGCCAGCGCCAUUCCCUGGAGACGCACAAGGAGCGGCAGCACUACGAGCAGGCGCUGGCGGAGCUGACCCGCGCCAGCCCGCGCUACGUGGAGGAGAUGGAGUCGGUCUUCGAGCAGGGCCAGGAGUUCGAGCAGAGACGCAUCGAGUUCCUCAAGGAGGCCUUGGCGGCUCUGCAGCGCCGGCUGGACCCCACUGCCCACCCCGGGUAAGAGAGACCCCCCUCCCCCUGCCGG
Messenger RNA from Chelonia mydas (Green sea turtle), 1434 nucleotides. RefSeq names its product protein kinase C and casein kinase substrate in neurons protein 2. The record is from RefSeq and is a predicted model, not a curated record. Gene Ontology annotation, biological process: cytoskeleton organization; regulation of endocytosis; plasma membrane tubulation. NCBI's taxonomy places the organism in Eukaryota, Metazoa, Chordata, Testudines, Cheloniidae. Bases 622 to 1410 code for a protein of 262 amino acids. The transcript has 6 exons. Gene Ontology annotation, molecular function: phospholipid binding. Gene Ontology annotation, cellular component: cytoplasm; plasma membrane; endosome.